Molecule: messenger RNA, 1680 nt
Organism: Coregonus sp. 'balchen'
Lineage: Eukaryota; Metazoa; Chordata; Actinopteri; Salmoniformes; Salmonidae
Source: the annotation of a GenBank genome assembly
AUGGCAUGGGUCAGCAAACACCUUGCAUCUUCUUCCAUCAGUGUGGAGCAAGUAGGUUGUGAUGAUAUACACAAAGAGAGACUCUCCGGUGACGAAGGGGCGGGGGUUGGCAGAGGUAGAAUGUGAGCCUUUCUUCUCCAAACUAGCUAACAGUUCUCCUCAGUUUUAGUUCUGACAGGAGCAGGCAACAGCUCUACUGCUAUCUUUCCUCCCUCCUGUCUGGUGUCUUUGAACACAGAGAGGCAGCCAUGAAUUACAGGACAGUAGUAAUGUACAUGGAGAUUGGCUGCUUUGUGAUCUGUGUGUGUGGAUGGAUCCUGGUCUGCUCUACGAUGCCCACUGAGAUAUGGACCUGGUCUGAGGUAGACAGCAUCGUUCUGACCAGUUCAAACUACUUCUCCAACCUCUGGAAGGAUUGUGUUUCUGAUUCAACUGGAGUGUCCGAUUGCAAGGGUAUCCCAUCGAUGUUCGGACUUAACUGUAAGUGAAGAAUUCAAGUGGGUGAAGGAGUCUUUGUUUUAUUAUAAUAGCAUGUCAAAAUAAUAAAACAACUGCAUUGGGUUCUUCGAGAGGCAAGAGGAAAAUGUACCCAGGUGCCACAAGGCUGUAUAACAAUGGAUGAGGUAUUGUGCAGUAGUGAAUUUAAACUUUCAUGAACAAACCAUGACCUCCUUACUCCUCCUCCUGGACAGGGGACAUCCAUAUGUGCCGAGGUCUGAUCAUCACCUCUAUUAUCUUGGGAUUCUUCGGGGCCAUUCUGCUCCUAGUCGGAAUGAAGUGCACAAAGAUAGGAGGAUCUGAGGUUACAAACGCAAGAGUGACUUUCGCUGGAGGGAUGAACUACCUUGUAUCUGGUAAACAUUUUCUUUUUGUUGAUGUUGACGUGGCUAUUCUUAUGGUUGGAUUCCUGGGUGAACUCUAACAGUCGAGUUGUCUUGUUCCAGGGUUGUGUUCCUUGAUUGCAUUCUCUUAUUAUGGAAACAAAAUAAGAGAAGAAUUUCAGGAUCCCAAUUUCAGGGCACAAAAGUGAGUAACAUUUAUCAAUUCUAUGUAGAUAAAAUGCUUAAAAAGGGGUUUAGAUUUGUAAUCAGUAAUAUAUGAAAACAUGUCACAAUUAUUAUGGUAUAAGGGACAUUAAGGUGUUUACAGUGAAAAUGCAUGGGACAUCUUCAUAGCUCAUUUUGAUCGUAUCCCAACAGGUAUGAAAUCGGAGUAGCUGUGUACAUUGGCUGGGGAGGCUCCACCCUACUGGUCGUUGGGGGCCUCAUUUGCAGUAUCUUUGCGGGGAAGGAAGCAUGUCAAUCAAGGUGUUUUUUUUCUUCUAUGCAUUUCAUAUCAAAAAUCACAUGCUCUAGAUUUCAAUUAAUGUGCAUAGUAAGGGGAUCUAAUGACGGUUCCAUCUCCAAUCCAAACUUCACAGCUCAAAGAACAAACACAUGCCUGUCUACAAGCUCCCUGAUGCCUACAUGGCACCUCCUGCUGAACAGACGCUCAGACCGAUGUCAACAGCGCUCACAGAGGGUGGAGAGAGCAGUAAAGUUAGCAGUGAGACUCGGAGCAGUAGGAGCAACAGCAAGACUCCUUCCAGUUUGAACGCUUAUGUGUAACCUGCUGUAGCAGUCUACAGUUUGACAUAAUAAGCUAUUCUGUGUUCUAUCCAUAUUGAUGUGUAAAGCGUUC